Messenger RNA from Cuscuta campestris, 772 nucleotides. The record is from the annotation of a GenBank genome assembly. Lineage: Eukaryota; Viridiplantae; Streptophyta; Magnoliopsida; Solanales; Convolvulaceae.
CGGGUCCGUAAAGCCAACUCUAGAUUGUUUGUUCCACAUCGAGAAGCGUCCCCGAUUUCAACAAGAUUUCCUUCGAGUUUCCGGCCUCCUCUCCGAUCCGAUUGUUCGCCGUUCAUCCUGGUUGAGUUUGCAGCACAGAAAUGUCAUCAGUGUCUAGCCAGCCUCAGUUCCGUUACACACAGCCACCAUCGAAGGUUCUCCAUUUAAGAAAUUUACCGUGGGAGUGUGUAGAGGAGGAACUUAUAGAACUGGGGAAGCCAUUCGGCAAAGUUGUCAACACAAAGUGCAAUGUUGGGGCAAAUAGAAACCAAGCCUUCAUCGAAUUUGCUGAACUAAACCAAGCUAUUUCAAUGAUAUCAUAUUAUGCUUCUUCAUCAGAACCUGCUCAAGUGCGAGGGAAACAAGUUUACUUACAAUAUUCAAAUAGACAAGAAAUAGUGAACAAUAAGACUACCGCAGAUGUUGCUGGAAAUGUACUGUUGGCAACAAUUGAAGGAAAUGAUGCUCGGCUUGUUAGCAUUGAUGUUUUGCACUUGGCCCCAUGUCAAGGAAAACUUCAAUGGCAGCAUAUUGCAUCGAGAGAGAGAACAUGUGUGUUUGUCUCCUUUCUCUCUUGCUUACCACUGACUCUUCCUUCCGUUCUUAACCUCAUCUACUUAUCCUAAUUCCUGACUUUCUUAGAAUGUGGAAACUCAACUUCUUUUAUAACACAUGUGGUGUUGGGUCGGUGGGUGCUGAUAUCCCUGCAGUAACAUAAAGCAACCAAAUGCAU